CCGUUAUCCCCAUCCAACGUCCAUCUUCUGCCAAUAAUAUUGUAGAGAUUCGAUUCAGUCGAGAAAUUAUAAAGGCCAAAGUGCGGAAAAAUCAAAGGAAGUUCCGUCGUCAAUCUCGGCGUGCUCCCCCCUCCGGCAAACGUCCUCUUCUCUCUUGUGCCGUGGCACUAAGUCAAGUGAAAUCUUCUUGCGCUUUGACUGCCUCUGCGGAUCGUAAUUUAACCCCCCCCCCCCCAACCUAACUUUUCUGUUCGACGCUUCCCCAUCUUAUAAUCCCCAUUUCCCAUCACUUUCCCGGGAAGAGCAAGGAAAUGGAUAGCUCCGCUCAGGAAUCCCGCCUCAGAUCCGAACACUCCGUCACCUAUGAUUCCCCUUAUCCAAUCUAUGCCAUGGCCUUCUCUUCCGCCCCUUCUCUUGCUUCUCCUCACCAACGAAUCGCAGUGGGUAGCUUCAUUGAAGAUUACAAUAACCGCGUCGAUAUUAUCUCCUUCAACGCCGACUCUCCCUCCCUUCGACCCCAACCUUCCCUCUCUUUCGACCACCCCUACCCGCCUACUAAACUUAUGUUCCACCCCAACGCCCACUCUACUCUUCGAAAGUCCUCCUCCGACCUCCUCGCGACUUCCGGUGACUAUCUUCGCCUCUGGGAGGUUCGGGAAAAUUCCGUCGACACAAUUUCACUUCUUAACAACAGCAAGACCAGCGAGUUCUGUGCCCCCUUGACCUCCUUCGAUUGGAACGACAUCGAACCCAAGAGAAUUGGGACUUCCAGCAUCGACACUACUUGUACGAUUUGGGAUAUCGAAAAGGGGGUUGUCGAAACGCAGUUAAUUGCGCACGAUAAGGAGGUUUAUGAUAUUGCUUGGGGCGAGGCUAGAGUGUUUGCGUCUGUUUCGGCGGAUGGUUCUGUUAGAAUCUUCGACCUGAGGGACAAGGAGCACUCCACGAUUAUAUACGAGAGUCCGCAGCCAGAUACGCCUCUGCUCAGGUUGGCUUGGAAUAAGCAGGACCUGAGGUACAUGGCCACUAUACUGAUGGAUAGCAAUAAGAUUGUGAUAUUGGAUAUUAGAUCACCGACCAUGCCGGUGGCGGAGUUGGAGAGGCAUCGUGCCUGCGUGAAUGCUAUUGCUUGGGCUCCUCAGAGUUCAAGGCAUAUUUGUUCGGCGGGGGAUGACUCGCAGGCCCUUAUUUGGGAGUUGCCUACUGUGGCUGGACCUAAUGGAAUUGAUCCCAUGUCUAUGUAUUCUGCUGCCUCUGAAAUUAAUCAACUGCAAUGGUCUGCUGCUCAGCCUGACUGGAUUGCCAUUGCUUUUGCGAACAAGAUGCAGCUUUUGAAGGUUUGAGAUAUCCUCAUGCGAGUUGGAAGGUAAAGACUCACUUGCAUGACACAGGGCUUCAUGUUUCACUAAGAUUAGAGCUUGCUUUAUAGAAAUUGAUCUUGAUUGGGAAGGUAUGUUUUGGUUCUAAAACGAUGGCCUUUUUAUGUGUUAAUAUAUGGUUAUUGGGCUGGUAAUAGGAUUCUGGACUACUGAAUUUUUCUUGGAUUAUGUUAUAGCAUAGAGUAGCUGUGAUUGUUCCCUCGCCUCCCAUUUUGUAUUCUAUGUACCUGUUUCUUCGACAUUCAAUAUGUUCAAUUGAGGUGAUAAAAGUAAUGGAACUUCGUAGGAUUUCAGUUCUGUAAUUAUCAAUGCAUAUUGGGAUA
Messenger RNA from Neltuma alba, 1702 nucleotides. Its product is annotated as protein TRANSPARENT TESTA GLABRA 1. The coding region runs from base 312 to 1343 and encodes 343 amino acids. The transcript is spliced from 2 exons. The record is from RefSeq and is a predicted model, not a curated record. Lineage: Eukaryota; Viridiplantae; Streptophyta; Magnoliopsida; Fabales; Fabaceae. Gene Ontology annotation, molecular function: protein binding.